This is a messenger RNA of Salvia hispanica, 4962 nucleotides long. The record is from RefSeq and is a predicted model, not a curated record. NCBI's taxonomy places the organism in Eukaryota, Viridiplantae, Streptophyta, Magnoliopsida, Lamiales, Lamiaceae.
GCCAGAUCUCUUGACUUUUCUCUAACAAAGAUAGAAUUUCUGCAAAAACCCAGAUUGAGCUGAACUGAAUUGAACUGAGGGGAUAAAAGGUUCGGCAGGGAUGUCGGGCAGCGCGCCAGGAGACCUUGUGGCGCGGGCAUUUGAGUCGAUGCUCAAAGAAUGUUCUAACAAGAAAUACAAUGCUCUUCAAUCCUCCAUUCAGACGUAUUUGGACGGUGGAAAGGAUUCCAAUCAGCAGUCAAAUAUUGGCGAGACUAAGCAAGAUUCAACGGCAGCUCCAAAGCAAAGUGGUUCAUUUGAACCUGACUCUGGAGGUGAAAAAAAUGAGGGAGCUGAAUCAGCUGCUAAGGAUGCCGAACCUACUAGCAGCAGUGGAUCAACCACAGCAGUGUCAGAUUCUGAUCUUGUUCUGGAACCUCUUAAGCUUGCCUUUGAAACGAAGAAUACUAAAUUGGUGGAACUUGCAUUGGAUUGCUUUCAUAAACUCGUUGUUUACAAUCAUCUAGAAGGUGAUCCUGGUAUUGAUGGCGAUAAAAAUUCAAAAUUGUUGACAGACAUACUCAUUAUGGUUUGCAGCUGUGUGGAUACUUCAACACCUGACAGUGUCACUCUUCAAGUAAUGAAAGUUCUUCUUACUGCCAUAGCAUCGACGAAGGUUCGAGUUCAUGGUUGCCCAUUGCUCGAAGUCAUCAAAGUUUGCUUUAAUAUUGCUAAUACUAGCAAGAGUCCUAUAAACCAAGCAACAGCAAGGGCAUCACUGACGCAAAUGCUCAGCAUCAUUUUUAGACAAAUGGAAAACGAUGCGGUAUCUCCGGAAUCUUCUAAAAACAAAGAUGGUCAAAUGGAGGACCUAGAAAAGUCGCUCAGUAAUCAUAAUGACCCAAAAAAGACUACAGACGACAUUAUAACUGUGAAACAUUUAGAUAGUACACUCAUUGCGUCUGGUGAAGGAAUUCAGAGUCUUAUAGGUGGCACUGAUAUAAAGGGUCUCGAGGAUAUCCUUCAGAAGGCUGUGGAUCUUGAAGAUGAUAGUAAACUCGAAAGUGGAACGGGUCAAAAGAGCAUGAGUAUUGCACAACGUGAUGCUUUACUUCUUUUCCGUACUCUCUGUAAGAUGGCUAUGAAGGAGGGCAAUGAUGAUUUUACUUCCAAAAGUCGUAUUCUAUCUCUUGAGCUUUUACAGGGUGUAUUGGCUGAUUGCGGUGUCUCAUUCACAAAGAAUUGUCAGUUUGUUGACUCAUUAAGAGGUCACCUUUCAUUUGCAUUAUUGCGGGCGGCGGUUUCCCAGUCUCCUGUGUUAUUUCAGCAUGCAGCGGGGAUUUUCUCAGUUAUUUUGUUGCGAUUUAGGGAAAGUCUCAAGGCUGAAAUCGGAGUUUUCUUUCCCAUAAUUGUUCUGAAAGCUUUGGAUGGAUCAGAUCUUAAUCAAAAGCUAGUUGUACUCCGGACAUUGGAGAAAAUCUGUAAGGAUCCUCAGACGCUUGUUGACCUGUAUAUAAAUUACGACUGUGAUAAUGAAGCACCAAACCUGUUUGAAAAGAUGGUUGCCAAUUUAUCCAAAAUUGCUCAAGGUACUCAAAAUUUGGAUCCCAAAUCUUCUACCGCAUCCCAGACAGUAUCAAUUAAGAUAUCGUCUCUUCAGGGUCUCGUGAAUAUUGUCAAAUCACUAGUAAUUUGGGAGAAGGGGCACAGAAAAUCAGAUAAUCAGAACGAGGACAAUAAAUCCUCUGAAGCUUUAGCUAGAAGAUUGGAUGGAUCAAAAGGUACGGGAGAAUCACUGAGCAAUUUUGAGGGGUUAAAGGUUUAUAAGUCCACCAUGGAAGCUUCUGUCUCUGAGAAACUGUCCAGAAGCGAUUUCAUACAAAUGAGUGCAAGUACUGCUGAAGAAUCUGCUCCUCAAGAACUCUUGGAGGAGAUAUAUGAUAACAUUGUAAAAGAAGAAUUAGUAAAUAAAGAUGAUUCAGUGGAAUGUUUGAAAAACAGCAAGUACAAAUUAGAACUGAACGGGAGACGCGGCCUACUCAAUGUUCUCAAUCUGUCCUUUCCUAGAAGGAUAUCUUCGAGCGAUUCCAUUCCCGAAAAAGAGGCUGUUCUUAAUAAGAUACAUGCUGUGAUUAAGGAGCAAGGCGACAAAAAAGGUGUCUUUUUCACUUCAGACAGGAUUGACAUUUUACGUCCGAUGGUUGAAGUUGUAGGAUGGCCAUUACUUGCUACUUUUUCCGUCGUCAUGGGUGAACCAGACAACUCAACAUGGAUUAGUAUUUGUAUGGAAGGAUUCAAAGAAGGUGUAGUUAUAAUGUUCGCGCUCGGAAUGGACACCAUCCGCUAUGCAUUUUUGACUUCAUUACUGAGGUAUAAUUUCUUACACGCGCCUAGAGAUAUGCGUGAGAAAAAUGUAGAAGCUCUACGGACCCUUCUUGAUUUGUGCAAUACCCAUAUGUAUGCCCUCCAAGACUCUUGGUUAGCCAUUCUGGAAUGUAUUUCGCGUCUUGAAUAUAUUGUUUCUUGCCCUGCUAUGACUGCAACCAUCGUGCAAGGAACAAAUCAAAACUCUAGAGAUGCUAUUCUUCAAUCUCUGAGAGAGCUCUCAGGAAAAGCAACUGAACAAGUCUUCUCCAAUAGUGUCAAAUUGCCCAGUGAAUCAGUGGUUGAGUUUUUUUCCGCUUUGUGUUAUGUAUCAGCCGAGGAAUUAAAACAGUCACCAGCUCGUACUUUUAGCUUGCAGAAGAUUGUUGGAAUUAGCUAUUCCAAUAUGACUCGCAUACACAUGGUUUGGGCUAGAAUAUGGACCGUCUUAGCACAACAUUUCAUCUUUGCUGGGAGUCAUGCUGAUGAAAAAGUUGCAAUAUACUCUAUCGAUUCUCUACAACGGCUCGGAAUGAAAUAUUUGGAGCAUCCCGAGCUUGGACACUUCACUUUCCAGAAAGGAAUUCUCAAACCAUUCGUCGUUCUCAUGCAAAGCAGCAAAAGUGAAUCCAUAAGAAGGCUUAUAUUAAGUGGCAUCGUUCAAAUCAUAAGAUCAAGAGCUGGAAUUAUAAAAUCUGGAUGGCAUAGCAUUUUCAUGAUUUUCACUAUGGCUGCCGACGAUAGCCUAGAACCCAUAGUCGAAAGUGCAUUUGAGAAUAUUGAACAAGUUAUAUUGGAGCACUUCAAUCAGGUUUUUGUCGACUGCUUCAUGGAUUGUGUGAACUGCCUGAUUGGAUUCGCCACCAAUAAGAGCUCAGUUGACAUUAGCUUGAAGUCCAUUGCUCUCCUCCGCAUAUCUGAGAAUCGUCUUUCAGAGGGCCUUGUACCUGUUGGUUCUCUGAAAUCUGUAGAUAGCACAGUCGACGAAACUUGCAAAUUAGCCGAGCAUUAUUGGUUCCCCAUGCUGUCCGGUCUUUCUAGGCUUAUAUCUGAUCCGAGAUCGGAGGUCAGUAAUUGUGCACUCGAGGUUCUAUUUGAUUUGCUGAACGAGAGAGGAAGCAAUUUCUCUACGGCAUUUUGGGAGAGUAUUUUCCAAGGAAUCCUUUUCCCCAUUUUUGACCAUGUGAGACAUGCUGGAAAAGAUAAUCUUAUGUCUUCCGAGGAUGAGUGGCUUCGUGAAAGCACUGUCCACGCUCUCCAGUUGCUGUGCGAUCUUUUCAACAGUUUUUACAAGGAUGUGUGUUUUAUGCUGCCCCAACUGCUCAGUUUACUGUUAGAUUGUGCAAAAAAGACCGAUCAAUCCGUUGUUUCAAUAGCUUUGGGUGCAUUGGUUCAUCUGAUCGAAGUUGGAGGUCACCAGUUCACCUCCGAUGACUGGGUUACUUUGUUGAAAAGUUUGAAAGAUGCUGUGCAUGCAACACAACCGCGUGAGCUUCUCAACGAUGCGAGUUUCGAGAAUGGGAAGCAUCGCAAGGUAUUAUCAGGAGACUUGGACAGUGGUGUUCCGGUAUCCGGAGACUCAUUGCAUAACAGUCAUGACACAAUCCAUACAAAUGGGAGUUCCAUGGGCUCAACAUCCUUCAAAGCUAAUGGUGCUGAAAACGCAUUGGCACAAGAUCAAGAAACGACGCGCGCAGUGGAUAUGGAGGUAUCUCAAGGCCCGCCGUCACCAUCUGUUGGAGCAACGGACUCCGAAGUCGGAAGCCUUCAGCGUAGUCAAACAUUUGGACAAAAAAUUAUGGGGAAUAUGAGGGACAACCUGUUAACAAGAAGUUUUACGUCGAAACCAAAGAACUUUACAUCUGAUGCAGCAGUGCCGUCUUCUCCAUCCAAGGUUCUUUUUCCAAUGCAGAGUUCUACAGAAAGGCCUCCGUUGAAUCUGCUCCGCCAGGAGCUGACCGCAACUAGCAUCUAUCUCAACAUCCUGCUAAAGACAACGGCAGCAGUUGCAGUUCAAGACGACAAAGCAGCCAAAGAAGAGAAGCCGGAAGGGAUAGCUGAAGAAAAGCUGGUCUCUUUCUUCGAACAGGUACUGAGAGAAGCAUCUGAUUUUCAAUCUAGCAUGGAAGAGACAGCGAAUAUGGAACUCCAUCGAGUUCUUGAACUACGUGCUCCUAUAAUUGUGAAGGUAAUGAAAGGUAUGUGCGAGAUGAAUCCCCAGAUUUUCAAGGAUCACCUCAGAGAUUUUUACCCUUACAUUACAAAACUCGUCUGCUCCGAACAGAUGGACGUUCGCAGUGCGCUUGCAGAUCUAUUUAGCUCACAGCUCAGCACGAUGUUGCCCACCGGAGACGAAGAGUGAUUGUGAAUUCAAAUACGAUCACGACUUAUGUUUGUUUCUUCCUGCUCCCAACUUUAAAAAUUAUUCUAUUUUUUGUAGAAUUUUUACUUAUAUAAUCUCACUGUAAAAAAAAUUAUUCUAUUUUUGUAGAAUUUCAUACCUCUGCUUAAGGCCAUAUCUAUAGUAGAAUUUACUAGCUAGAUUGAUUAUAAGUGGUCAUGGAGGCUUGGAAAAAUUGGAUUUUUGAAGAAUAGGAUAUGUGAUUACAGUUAUAUUGA